CUCGAACGAAGACAAUUCCCCUGACUCACCAGGUGGGGGCGGUAAUGCCUUCUUUUGCCAAACCUGAGAAAUCGUCAAAGAAGAUUUCACUCAUGCGCUCUGUCAGUAAAUGAAAUGUGAUCGUGUUUACAUUUUCGGUAGAACGUAGUCGUUGUUCAUUUUUGGGCUGUGUCAGCUGUCAGUCGAAAAGCUACUCAGGAUGACCACAGAGCCUGCCAGCCUGGAGAGCCUGAGGGUGCUGUACCAGAGUGACAACUACAUAGUGGUGGACAAACACUGGGACAUCCGUAUCGACAGCAAGAUGUGGUAUGAGAAACAGACGGUGCAGGCGCAGCUGCAGCACCGCUUCCCCCAUCUGGCAGACCCCAGCACCUACUACGGAUUUAGGUUCUGUCACCAGUUGGACUUCUCCACCAGCGGAGCUCUCUGCGUGGCCCUGAACAAGGCUGCUGCGGGCCGGGCCUACCGCUGCUUCAAGGACCGCACUGUCACCAAAGCCUACCUCUCCCUGGUUCGUGGGUGGGUUGAGCAAGAGACACAGACUUUGAACUUCUCCAUCGGCAAGAGCUCCACCGAGGGAAAAACACAUAUGAUGUGCGUAGAGGGAACAGAAGGUUGUGAGAAUCCAAAGCCUUGUCAGACCGAGCUGACAGUGUUGGAGUAUGGGUUUUAUGACGGGAAACCUGUCACCAAGGUGCUGCUGCAGCCACUGACUGGCCGAACUCACCAGUUAAGGGUCCACUGCUGUGCCAUCGGCCAUCCAGUCGUGGGAGACUUCACCUACAGUCUGGGAACAGACGACUCUCCGUACCGAAUGAUGCUGCAUGCUUACCUCCUUCACAUUCCUCUUGAACCCCAGCACCUCCUGGUCAUGGCCGAUGACCCCUUCAUCCCCACGGUCGAUCCUAAAUGGCUCCCACACCGCUCGCUACGGACACUGGCAGCCACUGUAGAGGCCCUGUUGGAGCACAGGAAAGCUAAAGAGGAGGAACAAAAGCAGGCUAGAAAAAAUGAGGAGAGGAGGAAGCAAAGAAAGAGCCAGAGGAUUGAGGAAAGUGAGGAACAAAGAAGGGCUUGCCAGGACUGGCUGAGUGAAUGGGCUGGAGACUGACAAGAGAGGGGUAUAUGAUUCAGUUUAGCUGUCUAUACAUAAAAUGCAUGUAAAGCACGUCCCACACCUUCAGAGGGACCGCCUGCAUUUCAUGCACGUAUGAGCACAUGGAUCAGUGUCUCCUGUUUCCUCGAACACGGCUUAAGAUUUAUUUAUUUUAAGUGUUGGGGUUAUUUUAAAGCUCUUAGAAACGCACGACUGGAUUCCAUCAUGCUGCCACUAAUCGUUCAGAGUCUUGAUGUUGAUAAGUGGUUGGAGUAACAUCUCACAUGCUCCUCAAAGUGAAACCUCUUUGUUUUUAGUGGCAUUUUACACUGUGAAUGUGAGGAUGACUUGAAUUUAACCAGGGGACUUUGCUUUGCCCAUGGUUGUUGACCUGUAAUACAGCCUGUAUGUCACCGACGUCAAUUAAAAAUCAUACAAAGUCA
Menidia menidia (Atlantic silverside) is the source of this 1539-nucleotide messenger RNA. Lineage: Eukaryota; Metazoa; Chordata; Actinopteri; Atheriniformes; Atherinopsidae. The record is from the annotation of a GenBank genome assembly.